Molecule: messenger RNA, 2993 nt
Organism: Eurytemora carolleeae
Lineage: Eukaryota; Metazoa; Arthropoda; Copepoda; Calanoida; Temoridae
Gene: Tsp26A
Product: tetraspanin-5
Exons: 15
Coding region: 168-1181 (337 amino acids)
Biological process (GO): protein localization to plasma membrane; protein maturation
Cellular component (GO): membrane
Source: RefSeq, a predicted model, not a curated record
CCCGAGCAACGAGAUUAAUCAACCCUGGGUUUUGUGUGUGUACACUGCACUUUCUACACUCAAAACAGAAGAUAUUUAUUUUUCCUGAAUUUCUUUGUGAAUAUUCUUCCAAGAAUCUACAGGAUCAAGAUCUGAGUCCUUAACAUGGAUUAAAACUAUAUCUAGAGAUGCCGAGUGCUCAAUCUGCAUCUGCCCCUCGAGGCGGAUCUUCAGCUCCUAGAGGAGGUGGAGCAGCUGCUCAGCCGAAACGGCGGAGACGAAUACGAGACAGCAGCGAGGUCUCCUGCUGCCUCAAAUACGUUAUUUUUAGCUUCAAUGUUAUAUUCUGGCUGCUCGGUCUUGGAAUUCUUGCAAUAGGAGUUUGGGCUUGGACUGAAAAAGAUACUUUUAAUAAUCUCUCCAAGUUGACUAACAUAGCCUUGGACCCAGCUUUUAUAUUCAUUUGGGCAGGAGCCGUCACAUUUAUCAUUGGGUUUACAGGAUGUGUUGGAGCUCUGAGAGAAAAUACUGCUCUAUUAGCUGCCUACGCAAUAUUUCUUGCUAUCCUUCUACUGCUUGAGAUGACCUGUGGAAUUCUAGGAUUUAUAUUCAAGGAUUGGAUCAAGGCACAGGCUACCAAUGGAUUCCAAGCUUUUAUUGUUCAUUAUAGAGACGAUCCAGACCAGCAGAAUCUAAUUGACUGGAUACAGGAGGGAUGGUUAGAAUGUUGUGGUAUAGAGGGUCCACAGGAUUGGGAUAAAAAUAUUUACUUCAACUGCUCAAGUGCUGCGGUUGGUUCGAGAGAGGCAUGUGGGGUCCCCUUCAGCUGCUGUAAACCAAAGGACGAGGAACUGAUUAAAAACAAACAAUGUGGGUAUGAUGUCAGAAAACCAGAUUAUUCUGGAGAUUACAGUCUUGUAAUCUAUGAUGGUGGCUGCCUGCGUGCUGGCGAGGAAUGGGUUGAACGUAACUUAGUUCCCGUGGCAGCUGUUACCGUGGCAGUAAGUGUACUGCAGAGUGAAGAGGUCCAAAAGAUAAUCAACGAGAAAGGUUGUUUGAUGGCCGGCGAGGAAUGGUUGGAGAACAACCUGCUCACCGUUGCAGGUGUAGCCGUCGGCGUCGCUUUUCUUCAGAUUCUGGGGAUUUGUUUUGCCCAGAACCUGCGUGCAGAUAUAUUUGCACAGAAAGCAAAGUGGGGAUGACGGCGUGGGGGCCCCGUCACAGUUUAGAAUUCCUGUAAGUGACCUGGGUCCUAAAUGAAUCUACAUUCUUCAGCAUAAUUUUUAAACUUCUCACAUUGUUCGCGCAUUUUUCAGUACUAAAGUUAAAAAGGGUCAAGACUCGUGUACAUUUUUCCAUUCAUUGGUAAGUCGGCUGCACUAAACUUUGUCAAAAUGUCAACUGCCAAUGACAAUGUCAUAUUUACAACAGUUAACCGUGACAAUGUCAAUUUCUAUAACUAAUAAUACUGACAAUGUCUACAUGUAAAAAAGAUUUCUAAAAAUAAUGACAAAUUCUACAACCAAUGGCAACAACAAUGUCUACAACCAAUGGCAACGGCAAUAUCUGCAGCCAAUUAUAAUGUCUUCGUUUUCAACCAAUCCAAUGGCAAUGGCAAUGUAUGUAGCCUAUCUAAUGGCAAUGACAAUGUCAAUACCUACAAAAACUUUUUAAAUUAAUUGUAUUGCAUUUGUGUAUUAUUUUCAUAUUUUAGUACCUCGUACAUACAUUUAAAAAUGUUAAUAACGCCUAGAACGGUUUAAAUGGACUUUUUAAACCCCAUUUAGAUUUUAGAUUUUUUAAUGUGACUCAUUUAUUGGGAAGAAAAUCGGAAAUUAAAAGAACCAUUAUAAAUCAACGAUUCGUAAAAAUGUCAAUGGACCUAAGUUCAAAUAAUUCUCCUUUUUUACUAUCAUGGGUGUGACUUAACCCUAUCCCUGCUGGGCAGGACUAGGGUUAAGCAUGAAAAUAUAUGGACAAAUAAAAAAUGACAGGUCUUCUUUAUGAGAUAAGAUCGUUGUACGAUGCCAACCUCAAAAUAGAUUGCGUCAUUAAAACUGCCAUUUUAUUGCUAUUUUUUAGAAACCGUAAUUUUUUAUUUUGAUACUGGGUAUUGCCGUAUACACAAGGAAAGAUUUUUUUCAGUUGGAAUCGUACAACAAAUAUUAUUAACAUUUAAAACUCAUUUUCAGUAAAACUCAUUUCCCGGUUUAAGCUUAGUCUAUGUAAAGUAAUACUAGAGGUAUUUAUUUCCAAAACAGUGAAUAAUUUCGUUUAAGAAAGGUUCGCGCGAAGCACUAAAAAAAGUUAAAAUUUCGGGGGGAAAUUUGUAUCGUGUAUCGAUUAUUUUUUCCCCAAAGCUUAAUAUUGAAAACAUAUACCCCAUUAGUACUAUUCAAGUCAAUCUAGCUAUAAAUAUUUCACAUUCUUUCUGUAAACUUAAUCUCUUUUUACUAUAUAGUAUUUAAUACUCGCCUGUAUGUGUAGUCAUAGUAUUAACCUAGUAUUUUAACAUUACUGCUCAAUUUAGGUUACAAAGUAAAUUUGCAUUUAAAAAAAUAGAUUUUUUAUUUUGGUUUAUUUUUCACCAUUUUUAUGUUUACACAAUUUAAGAAAUGUACUUUUCCUUCCCCCCCCCCCCCCACACUAGUUCACCUUUGUGAUUUUGUGUAUUCUAACUAUAAUAAUUAUAUCCUUUUUAUUGUAACAUAGCAUUUUUUUUGAAUAUAUUAAUUCAUAUUUAAAUUUGAUCCUAAUAUAAAAAUUGUGAUGUAUGUUAUGAAUGUCUGUCACACUUUUGUUUAAUGUUUAUAUUCAACAUUGACAUUUGCUUCAUAAGCAGAAUGUUUUAGAAAAUAUUAAAGUUGACCCUGUUCAUUUAGAAAAUUAUUAGUUUUAAGAUUUAAGAAGAAAUAGUUUAGUUAAUAUCUGAACUUGGUGGAUGCGAAGCUCCCUGAAAGCCUAUUUACUUGAAUAGAAGCAUUGAUAGUACAAUAUACUUUAAAAACUGUGAA